AUGGAAGAUGGAUACAAGGACAUAUUGGAGUUUGCUAAAGAGCUAAAGCUGCACUUUGGAGAGGAUACAAUUGAUCAAAUGUACAAGCUUUUGGAUUCUGGAAUGAGCCCGAAGAACCUCAUUCAACUUCUUAAAGAAAUAAGAAACGAAUUAUCUGGAAGGAUUAGGUAA
Messenger RNA from Encephalitozoon intestinalis ATCC 50506, 171 nucleotides. RefSeq lists its product as uncharacterized. The record is from RefSeq and is a predicted model, not a curated record. The transcript has a single exon. NCBI's taxonomy places the organism in Eukaryota, Fungi, Microsporidia, Unikaryonidae. Bases 1 to 171 code for a protein of 56 amino acids.